Linepithema humile (Argentine ant) is the source of this 812-nucleotide messenger RNA. RefSeq lists its product as uncharacterized. Lineage: Eukaryota; Metazoa; Arthropoda; Insecta; Hymenoptera; Formicidae. The record is from RefSeq and is a predicted model, not a curated record.
UAUGCAAACGGAUACGCGUCUAGAUUUGUCCACCAUUAAUUGUGUUCGCUAAUUUCAACCAGUUUCUAACCUCUUCUCUUGUUGACAAUACGUGGAAAAUGGAUCAUGAUUCAUAUUUUUUUGAUUCUCAAUAUCAAGAUGAAAAUUUCUGUGGAGAGAAUCAAUAUUCUCAAUAUUCUGAAAAUGAAAAUGUUUGUGAAAUAGAGAAUCAAAAUGAAAUCGAUGGAGAUGCUUUGCUCAUUUCUUUGGUGCGUGAUUAUCCUUACAUAUAUAACAAGGAACUGACUGAUUUCAAAGAUACUUUUAAAAAACAGAAUGCCUGAACAGAAAUAGCAAGCAUUUUGAAUAUGACAGUGGACGAGUGUCAAUCACGAUGGACGCGAUUAAGAGAGCGAUACACAAGAGAAAAAAAACAAAGACAGGAAGAAACAACUACUGGAAGUGAAGCAUCAAAAAGGAAAACUUUUGAGUUUUUUAACAACAUGCAAUUUUUGGAUCCAUUCGUUAAGAAAAGAAGAACAAUGACUAAUGUGCAACAUGCCAAAAGCUCUCCAUUGACAAAACGAUGUAUUUCUCUUCAAAAAAACUUUAACUUUAGUAACGAAAAAGAAAAUCUCUCUUUGGCGAAUGUGGCUACCUUACAACAGAAUUUUUCAAAAGUUAACAAUGCAGAAUCAUUGGAACAAAAUCGAUUUACAAGCUUAAGUGGCAGAAACGUUAAUGUAUCUCCUACAAAUACAACUACUUUACUUGAACAACAACAGUCUUUUACAGAAAUAAAUCAAGCAAAAAUAAAUCAAAGAUAAAUAUUU